AUGGCGAGCCAAAACUUAAAAACAAAUCUUAACACAGACGAAAACAAAAAUCCCAGAUUUAGAGAUAAAGACACUGAAAACUUUUAUCAUGGCGAAAGAGUUUCCAGAUUCCAAGAACUUAGUCGUAGUGAUAAACAAGAAGCCCACCUGGUAGUCGCUUAG
Messenger RNA from Ambispora gerdemannii, 162 nucleotides. The record is from the annotation of a GenBank genome assembly. Lineage: Eukaryota; Fungi; Glomeromycota; Glomeromycetes; Archaeosporales; Ambisporaceae.